This is a messenger RNA of Artibeus jamaicensis (Jamaican fruit-eating bat), 3882 nucleotides long. It is a transcript of the gene NOS2, whose product is annotated as nitric oxide synthase 2. Gene Ontology annotation, molecular function: heme binding; calmodulin binding; FMN binding. The record is from RefSeq and is a predicted model, not a curated record. Lineage: Eukaryota; Metazoa; Chordata; Mammalia; Chiroptera; Phyllostomidae. Gene Ontology annotation, biological process: nitric oxide biosynthetic process.
AUGACAGGCUGGCAGAAGGGAGCCCAAGACCCUCUCUGCCCUCAGGUGCUCCAUCUCAUGACAGUUGUUUCCUUUCACAGCCCAGUGACACAGGAUGACCCCAAGGGUCACAGCCCUGGCCAGGCCCGGAAUGAGUCCCCCCAGCCCUUCACGGGGACAGUGAAGAAGUCUCCAGAAUCCCUGGUCAAGCUGGAGGUGCCCCCAUCGGCCUGUCCAAGGCACGUGAGGAUCAAAAACUGGGGCAGUGGGAUGACCUUCCAAGACACACUUCACCACAAGGCCAAAGGGGAUCUCGCUUGCAAGUCCAAGCAUUGCUUGGGAGCCAUCAUGAACUCCCAAAGUUUGACCAGAGGACCCAGGGACAAGCCUACCUCCCCAGAUGAGCUUCUACCUCAAGCUAUCGAAUUUGUCAACCAGUAUUACAGCUCCUUCAAAGAGGCAAAAAUAGAGGAGCAUCUGGCCAGGGUGGAAGCCGUCACAAAGGAGAUAGAAAUAACAGGAACCUACCAGCUGACGGGAGAUGAGCUCAUCUACGCCACCAAGCAGGCCUGGCGCAAUGCCCCGCGCUGCAUCGGGAGGAUCCAGUGGUCCAACCUGCAGGUCUUCGACGCCCGGAGCUGUUCCACUGCCCAGGAAAUGUUCGAGUGCAUCUGCAGACACCUGCGAUACGCCACCAACAAUGGCAACAUCAGGUCGGCCAUCACUGUGUUCCCCCAGCGGAGCGACGGGAAGCAUGACUUCCGGGUCUGGAACUCUCAGCUCCUCCGUUAUGCCGGCUACCAGAUGCCCGAUGGCACCAUCAGAGGGGACCCCGCCUGCGUGGAGUUCACCCAGCUGUGCAUUGACCUGGGCUGGAAGCCCAAGUACGGCCGCUUCGACGUGGUGCCUCUGGUCCUGCAGGCCGAUGGCCGAGACCCUGAGCUCUUUGAAAUCCCACCUGACCUUGUGCUCGAGGUGCCUAUGGAACAUCCCAAGUACGAGUGGUUCCGGGAGCUGGAGCUGAAGUGGUACGCUCUGCCCGCGGUGUCCAACAUGCUGCUGGAGGCGGGCGGCCUCGAGUUCCCAGGGUGCCCCUUCAAUGGCUGGUACAUGGGCACGGAGAUCGGGGUCCGGGACUUCUGUGACGUCCAGCGCUACAACAUCCUGGAGGAAGUGGGCAGAAGGAUGGGCCUGGACACGCACAAGUUGGCCUCGCUCUGGAAAGACCAGGCCGUCAUCGAGAUCAACGUCGCCGUGCUCCACAGUUUCCAGAAGCAGAACGUGACCAUCAUGGACCACCACUCGGCUGCAGAGUCCUUCAUGAAGUACAUGCAGAAUGAGUACCGGUCCCGAGGGGGCUGCCCUGCCGACUGGAUUUGGCUGGUCCCCCCAAUUUCUGGAAGCAUCACCCCCGUGUUCCACCAGGAGAUGUUGAACUAUGUUCUGUCCCCUUUCUACUACUACCAGGUGGAGGCCUGGAAAACCCAUGUCUGGCAGGACGAGAACCGGAGACCCCAGAGAAGAGAGAUUCGGUUCCAAGUCUUGGUUAAAGCCGUGCUCUUUGCCUCUAUGCUGAUGCGAAAGACCAUGGCAUCCCGAGUCAGAGCCACAAUUCUCUUUGCGACGGAGACCGGAAAGUCGGAAACGCUGGCCCGGGACCUGGGCGCCUUGUUCAGCUGCGCCUUCAACCCCGAGGUUCUCUGCAUGGACGAGUAUGGGCUGAGCCGCCUGGAGGAGGAGCAGCUGCUGCUGGUGGUGACCAGCACGUUUGGGAACGGAGGCGCUCCCGGCAAUGGAGAGAAACUGAAGAAAUCCCUCUUCAUGCUGAAAGAGCUCACCAACAAGUUCAGGUAUGCCGUGUUCGGCCUCGGUUCCAGCAUGUACCCUCAGUUCUGCGCCUUUGCUCAUGAUGUCGACCAGAAGUUGUCCCACCUGGGAGCAUCUCAGCUCACCCCAACAGGGGAAGGGGACGAGCUCAGUGGGCAGGAAGAGGCCUUCCGAAGUUGGGCAGUGCAGACCUUCAAGGCAGCCUGUGAGACAUUCGACGUCCGAGGCCAGGGCCGCAUUCAGAUCCCCAAGCUCUACACCACCAGUGUGACCUGGGACCCGUGCCACUACCGGCUCGUGCAGGACUCACAGCCUUUGGACCUCAACAAAGCCCUCAGCAGCGUGCACGCCAAGGACGUGUUCACCAUGAAGCUCAAAUCCCGGCAGAACCUGCAGAGUCCGAAAUCCAGCCGCACCACCCUCCUGGUGGAACUCUCCUGUGCGGACGGCCAGGGCCUCAGCUACCUGCCCGGGGAGCACCUGGGCAUUUUCCCAAGCAACCAGCCGGCCCUGGUCCAAGGCAUUUUGGAGCGAGUGGUAGACGGCCCCGCACCCCACCAACCCGUGUGCCUGGAGACCCUCAGCGAGACUGGCAGCUACUGGGUCAGGGACAAGCGGCUGCCCCCCUGCUCACUCAGCCAGGCCCUCACCCACUUCCUGGACAUCACCACCCCCCCAACGCAGCUGCUGCUCCGGAAGCUGGCCCGGCUGGCCACCGAAGAGGGCGAGAGGCGGAGGCUGGAGACCCUGUGCCAGCCCUCGGAGUACAACCAGUGGAAGUUCACCAACAGUCCCACAUUCCUGGAGGUGCUGGAGGAGUUCCCGUCCCUGCAGGUGUCUGCCAGCUUCCUGCUCUCCCAGCUCCCUGUUCUGAAACCCCGGUACUACUCCAUCAGCUCCUGCAGGGACCGCACACCCAUGGAGGUCCACCUCACUGUGGCCGUGCUCACCUACCGCACCCGAGAUGGCCAGGGUCCCCUGCACCACGGUGUCUGCAGCACGUGGCUUAGCAGCCUGAAGCCCCAAGACCCAGUGCCCUGUUUUGUACGAAGUGCCAGUGGCUUCCAGCUCCCUGAGGACCCCUCCCAGCCUUGCAUCCUCAUUGGGCCUGGCACGGGCAUUGCCCCCUUCCGCAGUUUCUGGCAGCAGCGGCUUUAUGACAUUGAACAAAAAGGGCUCCAGAGUGGCUGCAUGACCCUGGUGUUUGGGUGCCGGCGCCCAGACGAGGACCACCUCUAUCGGGAGGAGAUGUUGGAGAUGGUCCAGAAGAGGGUGCUGCAUGAGGUGCACACAGCCUACUCUCGUCUGCCUGGCCAACCCAAGGUCUAUGUUCAAGACAUCCUUCAGCAGCAGCUGGCCGAUCAGGUGCUCCACGUGCUUCACAAGGAGCAGGGCCACCUCUAUGUCUGUGGGGACGUGCGCAUGGCCCGGGAUGUAGCCCACACACUUAAGCAGCUGGUGGCAGCCAAGCUGAGCCUGAGUGAGGAACAGGUGGAGGACUAUUUCUUCCAGCUUAAGAACCAGAAGCGCUAUCAUGAAGAUAUCUUCGGAGCUGUAUUUCCCUACAAGGUGCAAGAGGAUGGGGCUGCCGGGAAGUCUAGUGAGCCCAGAGCUUCAACAGCCCGUGGAAGUUAAAGCUGCCACGGUUGAAUUUCAUGAUGGACCCAAUUCUCCAUUCUCAGAGGCCACAGGGAGAUGGUGGAAAAUUAUAUCGCCAAGCCACACAUCUUAUUUGUCCAUCUCCUUCCCCCUUUGUUUGACUGGCUACCAAGUAGCAGCCUGGACUGAGGGAACCUCUUGUCGCCUUUGAGCCCACCCUUCCCCAGAUAAUGGAAUAUUGGGAUGUCCCUGGUCCCUUAAAGAAAAGCUGCAAUGCCAGGCCUGGCCAGUGGGUGAGAAGGAUGGAGCCUUCUUCUGAUUGCACCACUGUCAGGGACCACCAGGAGGCGCUGCCUCACCACUCUGUAUUUAGCCCCACUCUUUUCUGUACAGUUAUUUAUGCUUUUGUAUUUAAAAACAAAACCCUAGUCAGCCCCUGAGGACCAUCUAAACCCUCCCUGUAAGACUCCUUGAUGG